Molecule: messenger RNA, 533 nt
Organism: Setaria italica (foxtail millet)
Lineage: Eukaryota; Viridiplantae; Streptophyta; Magnoliopsida; Poales; Poaceae
Product: kinesin-like protein KIN-14M
Exons: 5
Coding region: 18-518 (166 amino acids)
Biological process (GO): microtubule-based movement
Cellular component (GO): kinesin complex; microtubule
Molecular function (GO): microtubule motor activity; ATP hydrolysis activity; ATP binding
Source: RefSeq, a predicted model, not a curated record
CUGUUGGCAAGACCCAAAUGAAUGAAAAUUCAUCUAGAAGUCACUUCGUAUUCAAGUUGAUCAUUUCUGGGUACAAUAAGCAAUCAAACCACAAGAUUGAAGGUGUGCUGCAGAUGAUCGACUUAGCUGGCAGCGAAUCAGUAAGCAAAACUACUGAUGUGUUGGACGCAACAAGGAAUGAAACUGGUAACAUAAAUAAAAGUUUACUUGCCCUAGGGCAAGUUUUUGAAGCAAUUUCGAAAGGGGAGUUUUUGCCAUUUAGGGGUUCCAAGCUGACCCACUUUUUGCAGAACUCUUUUGAGGGCCAUUCAAAAGUGCUGUUGUUUGUAAACAUCUCUCAAGAUCCUAUGUUUGUCCAUGCCACAUUAGGGUCACUAAAGUUCGCUGAUAAGGUUCGCAAGUGCAUGGUCAACAGUCGAGUGCGCGCCGUGCAGGAAAAGAGCAUGUUGCAUGAAGACAAUGAAGGACACAGUGUUUUACCAUCCACACACAAAAUGUAUGUUGUAAAUUUAUUUUGAUGACAGACUAAAAUU